UCUACUGCAACGAGACCGACAGCCGCCUCAGUUCGGGGCUUGUUUUUGUUUGUUUCAGGGGUGUCCCUGCAGCAUGGCAGUGAAGUGGAACGGUGGCCAUUCCUCCUCUGUCCUGUGCCUGUCGGUGAGCGCGGAAGGGCUGGUGGCCUCCGGCGCGGAGCGGGGCGAGCUGGCGCUCUGGGAUGGGGGAGGCUCGCCCGUGGCUCAGCUGCGGCUCCCGCAGGCCGAGGAUGUGAGCUCGGUGGUGUUCUCAGCCCGCCGCCCCAGCACGCUGUACACCUCGCACGGAGAAAGCAUCAGCGUGCUGGAUGUGCGCUCCCUCCGGGAGCCCCUGCAGCGCUUCCACGUGAACGAGGAGGAGAUCAACUGCCUCGCACUCAACGACACCGACGGCUUCCUGGCCGCUGCGGAUGACUCGGGAGCCAUAAAGGUUGUGGACUUGGAAAGCGAGAAAGUCAGCUGGUCCUUGAAACACUCCAACAUCUGCUCGUCUGUCGCAUUCCGACCUCAGCGGCCUCAAAGCCUGCUUUCCUGUGGACUGGACAUGCAGGUGAUGCUGUGGAACCUACAGAAAGCUCGUCCCUUGUGGACCAUGAACCUGCAGGAUUGUGACAUGGAGGAAGAGAGCCUGCAGUCAGCUGGGCAGUUCUUCAACCCGCCGCUCGCACAUUCCCUGUCCAUCGCCUCUUGCGGCAACAUCUUCGGCUGUGGAGCUCAGGACGGUAAAGUCAGAAUAUUCCGAGUCACCGGUGUCAGGUUUGAACGUGAGCUGGAGUUCCAGGCUCACAGCUUGGGAGUCUCACAGGUGCUCUUUAUGCCAGAGGUGUACUGGUUGUUUUCUGGAGGAAAUGACGGGAAAGUCUUGCUGUGGGAUAUCAGCAGCAACGUCGGGAAACAGCAGAAAAGUCCAGCAAAAUCUCUGCACAGGAGGAAGGCCCAAGCAGCUGCUUCCAGCAGAAAAGAUGGGAAGCUCAACAAAGUGGCCUCAAAUGAACACCCUGGAGUUGUGCCAAAGCUCAGCAUUGAGCACGGGGAGAAGGUGAACUGGCUCUUGUGUGCAGAGAUCAAAGGCUCCAGGAGAGUGUUGGUUGCUGACCAGACCAGCUCUGUAUCAGCCUAUCCAUUGCCAGAAUCUUAAGGCAUCCAGUUGUUCACAGAAGUCUGGGGGACAAAACCACUUCUUGGAGCCAGCUGUAUCCACUGACAGUGAGCUGGACAGUGAACCCCUCUGGGUCCCUGGGAAGGGGAAGGGAUUUGCUGUGCACUCGUGGUGUCCCUGGCCUCGUGCUGGUUCUUUGUGGCUGUUAUGUUCACAGCCACUGUCUCUUGCAGGGUUGGCAGUUUGCUGCUUGAAUUUAGGUGAAACGGGUCUCUAUAUUUAGGGGUAACAUUAGUACAUGACUAAGCUGAUGUAAUUAAGGCUGGAGGAGAGAAUUAGUGCUGAGGAGACACCCACAAUGCUAUGUGAGGCUGCUGAACAGCAGCAGGGCUGUCACUGGCUCAGCACUGGGCUGUUGCAGUGCUCUGUGUGACUGUUCCAUGAAGCUGUGUCCCAGUUGGCUUAAACUGGUCAUGGUGGAAUCUGGUUUUCAUCAGUCUGUCAGCAGCUGCAUAGACUAGAGGUGCAUCAAUUAACAAGUAAUCAAAUGAGUUUCCCUGUGGUUGCUGACUGAAUUUUUUCACUGCAGCAGAAGAAGGAGCAGGGGAACUGUUACACUGUUUGCUGGGUCAGCUGUCAGUUAGUUGUGUAUCCCAGGGAAAAAGAACUAUUACACUUGUGUUAAUAAAUGCUUUCUCUUUCA
This is a messenger RNA of Cyanistes caeruleus (blue tit), 1802 nucleotides long. The record is from RefSeq and is a predicted model, not a curated record. NCBI's taxonomy places the organism in Eukaryota, Metazoa, Chordata, Aves, Passeriformes, Paridae.